UCUGUGUUUGAAUUAUUAUACUUUUGACUUUUGUUUGUUUAGUUUGAUACCAUUUGUCCGAUAAUUAUGGUUACAGUGUGGUCAUCGUCGUCACUGUUGUUGUUGAUAAUGAUGUUGAUGUCCGUGCAGUGCACCAUCUGGUCUGACGUGUCGUCGUCUUCGCUGAUAUCGGUCGCCAACAAUGGCAACACUACUAACAGCAGUCGCCAUCAAUUGGUUCGCCGAUCAGCAGAUGAUUGUAAGAAACUGUAUGAAACUSUAGACAAAUGUAUUGCUAAUAAAUGGGGAUUAGUAAUGGAUGAACAACUUCCASAACUAGUUCCACAACCAGAAYCGUAUCGAAUUUGUUGUAGUUUUUUGGAGAUCUCGUGUUUUGGUAAGACAUCGUUGAUCAAUGAAUGUCCAGAACUUUUGAAAAGUGUCAAAGAUAUAGCCGAACAAAAUGAGAAAAAUAUUUGGACUAGUCUUCAAAAUGUAGCUUAUUGUGCUUUAAAUGGAUUCAAAUAUCCCGACCAAUGUCUGAAAUACAAUACCAAUCCGGUAACUGAUCCAAUAUGCAAAAAACAUUUGCCGUGUCUGAAUGGCGAUCCAUUAGAUAUCAAACGGAUCCAACAGUGCGUAAAUAACAACGGCAGCCGUCCUGGACUUCAGCUAUUGAUGGCAAUCAUGACUGCCGUAUCAUUAAUAGUGAUUGCAUUUUGAUUUUUUGAUUUAAUCUAAAUGUUUGAUGAUUUCCUACUA
Messenger RNA from Oppia nitens, 741 nucleotides. RefSeq lists its product as uncharacterized. Bases 67 to 702 code for a protein of 211 amino acids. The record is from RefSeq and is a predicted model, not a curated record. The transcript has 3 exons. NCBI's taxonomy places the organism in Eukaryota, Metazoa, Arthropoda, Arachnida, Sarcoptiformes, Oppiidae.